AUGGCUUCCAUUGAUGGUCACAAAAGUGAGACUCCGUUGAAUCAUGUUGAGAUUCCUGUUCAUGCAACUGGUGUAGAGCCAAAACCAAAGGAAGAAGUUGAAGAGAAAAACAAAGACUACUCUCAGAGGGCAAAUUGGUUGCGUGCAGCAGUGUUAGGAGCCAAUGAUGGCUUAGUCUCAGUUGCAUCAUUGAUGAUGGGUGUUGGAGCUGUUAAGGAGAACAUCACAGCCAUGCUUGUUGCUGGUCAAAUUAAAAGGGAGAGAAAAAGUAAAAACAUUGGUGGAGUGAGUGAAGAAGCUCAAAGGGAGAAGUUGCCAAAGCCAUUUCAGGCUGCUCUAGCAUCAGCACUAGCAUUUUCUGCGGGUGCAGUGGUGCCACUGCUAGCAGCUGCAUUCAUAAAGAACCAUAAAAUCAGGCUUGCUAUUGUUGUUGCAGUGGCAAGCCUCACAUUGGUGCUUUUUGGUGGGGUUGGAGCAGUGCUUGGAAAAACUCCUCUCACUAAGUCUUGUCUAAGAGUGCUGAUUGGUGGUUGGAUGGCUAUGACUAUAACAUUUGGCCUCACCAAGUUGUUUGGUUUUGUUGGGAUUUGA
Sphenostylis stenocarpa is the source of this 591-nucleotide messenger RNA. The record is from the annotation of a GenBank genome assembly. NCBI's taxonomy places the organism in Eukaryota, Viridiplantae, Streptophyta, Magnoliopsida, Fabales, Fabaceae.